AUGGCUACCUCAAUGCACCUGUCGAAGCUCCGAAAUUGGUUCCUGGCAUCCCCGCCGGUGGAGUUUGCGAUUUCCAGGCUCCGCGACCUGCUGGUUGGGGCGAUUAGACAGGGUCCAGUUCCACAGCAUAUUGCAUUCAUCAUGGAUGGAAACCGGAGAUUUGCUCGAACGCAUGGUAUUGAGACGGUGGAGGGACACAAUCUGGGCUUUGAGGCAUUGGCGCGGAUCCUUGAGGUGUGCUACCGGAGUGGAGUCAAAGUCGUUACCAUCUACGCUUUUAGCAUCGAAAAUUUCAAGCGCUCGAAGUUCGAAGUCGAUGCUCUAAUGGAGAUGGCCAGAGUCAAAUUAGCCCAGAUGGCACAGCAUGGUGAAAUCCUGGAUCGAUACGGCGCAAAAGUUCGCGUGUUGGGCCGAUUAGAUCUCCUUCGACCGGAUGUUCUGGCGGCAGUGAACCGCGCAGUGGAUAUGACCAAAAACAACGGCGAGCGGGUUCUCAAUAUCUGCUUUCCCUACACAUCACGGGACGAGAUCACCGGGGCGAUCCGAGAUACAGUGGCCGACUACAGCAAGCCCUUGACGUCGGUUCGCGCUUCACCUUCUCCUCUACGAACACCAUUUUCAGAAACCCAUAUUACUCAGAAUAUCCGCGCUCGCACAAUGAAUGGGAAGCUGGAGGACUCGAAUACGGAGAGUGAUUCUGUCUCUGAAUCAUCCACACUUGGGGAUGACGAGCUGCACAAGCCUGAUCAACUGCACACAGUCUACCAGUCCGAGACGGCUUUCUCUUCCGCCGCAACCCUCCACCUUCCCGGGGAUCCAAGCGGGCGAAAUCGUCAGCUAGACUCUGCAUUGGAGGUUGAAGCCCCGGUUUUCAAGUCCCCAGAAACUAUCACACGUCAAACCUUGGCGGACCAUCUCCUUACUCACGACAAUCCUCCCCUUGACCUUCUCAUCCGAACGUCCCGAGUGGAACGUCUCAGCGACUUCAUGCUUUGGCAGUGUCAUGAGAACACUGAAAUUGUCUUCCUGCAAGUCCUCUGGCCCCAGUUUGAUCUGUGGCACUUCCUACCCGUGCUACUGUCGUGGCAACGACGAAUUUCCAAGGAGAGGAAAAACCCCGAAGCGGAGGGCAACUUCGAUGGUGAAGUCACAGAAUCUACAGAUAAAGACCAGGACGAGCUAUUGGUCAGCCCUGGCCUCAAACCGAAGAUUUUGUAA
Molecule: messenger RNA, 1218 nt
Organism: Aspergillus ochraceoroseus IBT 24754
Lineage: Eukaryota; Fungi; Ascomycota; Eurotiomycetes; Eurotiales; Aspergillaceae
Product: undecaprenyl diphosphate synthase family protein
Exons: 2
Coding region: 1-1218 (405 amino acids)
Cellular component (GO): lipid droplet; membrane; endoplasmic reticulum
Molecular function (GO): ditrans,polycis-polyprenyl diphosphate synthase [(2E,6E)-farnesyl diphosphate specific] activity
Source: RefSeq, a predicted model, not a curated record